CGGACAUAAUCUUUUUUAGCCAUGGGAUCCAUUGCUGUCAACCAGCCAUACCGGCCGACGCCUGCCGAUAUCACCAUUAACAACCACAAACCAGGAGAUCCAUCGAAGAUCCUGUUCAAAAAUGUCCGGAUCCUGGAUUCGACCGGGCGGACCCCUUACGAUGGAAACGUGUUAAUUGAAGGAGAACGGAUCGCCGCCGUAGGCGAUGUCAGCGAUUCAGCCGCCCGCGGCGCAUUGGUGAUCGAUGGCGAAGGCAAGAAAACACUAAUGUCUGGCUUAAUGGAUGCCCAUACGCAUCUCAGCUUCAACAACUCAGCUACCCUUGAUGGCCUUACGAGUGCGCCACUCGAAGAACAUGUCCUAUCGACCGCUCAGUCGGCCAAGACCUACCUCGACUGCGGAUAUACCAUGUGUUUUGGCGCAGCAUCAGCUCAGCCUCGACUCGAUAUUGCUAUCAAGGGGGCCAUAAAAUCAGGUAUGAUUCCAGGUCCACGCACGCUGGCGAACGCACCUGAGAUUACAACCACUGGGGGAGCAAUUGUACCCGGUAUCUCGCGUAAUGCAGAUGGGCCGCAUGAGAUGCGGAAGCAGGUCCGGGAAUUCAUUAUGCUCGGGGCGGACAAUGUAAAACUGAGCAUGAGUGGUGAUGACAUCCACCCCACAAUGCCCAGCACGGAAACGUACUUCACUCUGGAAGAGACAGUAGCGGCAGUGGACGAGGCCCACAACCGAGGGAAACGUGUCUGUGCGCACGCGAGAAGUGCUCAAUCCGUCAAAUUUGCCCUCAAAGCUGGGGUGGAUGUUAUUUAUCACGCCAGUUUUAUUGAUGAGGAAGGCAUGAACAUGCUAGAGCAAAGAAAGGAUCACGUUUGGGUCGCUCCAGCUCUAAACUUCUUCUAUACAACCUGCACCGGUGAAGCGACUCCAUGGGGGUUGACCGCCGAGGAUGCUGCAAAGAAAGGCCUUAAAUACGAGGUGGAGACAGCCUGCAAGGCGAUGCAAGAGAUGCGCGAACGGGGAAUUCGUGUUAUGCCCGGUGGUGAUUAUGGUUUUGCUUGGGCUCCCCACGGGACAUAUGCCAGAGAUCUGAAACAUCUUGUGGACUUAUUUGGGUAUACUCCGAUGGAAAGUAUUAUUGCCGCAACCGCAUGGGGAGGAGAGAUGAUGGGAUACCCAAGCGAAUUGGGCAAGGUGGCACCCGGUUAUUAUGCGGAUGUGAUCCUCGUGGAUGGAGAUCCUCUAUCUGAUUUGGAGGUUUUGCAGAAGCAGGAGAGAUUGCAUGCAAUUGUUAUUAAUGGUCAUAUCCAUAAGCAUGUUGUACCCUCCCAGGCUGUUUGUGCCUAG
This is a messenger RNA of Aspergillus pseudotamarii, 1344 nucleotides long. RefSeq lists its product as uncharacterized. The transcript has a single exon. Gene Ontology annotation, molecular function: hydrolase activity, acting on carbon-nitrogen (but not peptide) bonds. Bases 22 to 1344 code for a protein of 440 amino acids. NCBI's taxonomy places the organism in Eukaryota, Fungi, Ascomycota, Eurotiomycetes, Eurotiales, Aspergillaceae. The record is from RefSeq and is a predicted model, not a curated record.